AUGAUUGGCAAAUGCUCCCACCGCAGCUUUCCCGCGCUUCAACGCUUCCUGCAACAUGACGGCCGCUACUUCUUGGUCUGGGAGCUGACCGAGCUCUCCCUCAACAAGGUUUUCGCGUCCAAGUGUCCCAUCACCGAAAGCGAACUCGCACAGAUCGUCUGGCCAGUUCUCAAGGGAAUCCGAGUUCUGCAUAGUCGCGGACGUGCACUUGCCACUUUAGGCGCUGAAACGAUUCUGGUGACCGAAACGGGAGGAGUCAAGAUCGCCGGGGUGGAACAUAGUUGCCAGACUGACCCGGCGGAUAUGAAUGCCGCCACCCUGAAACUCGCCGCGCUGGCAACAAUCAUCAGCGGCCUGCUGAAGAACAACGGCUUUGAGAUUCCAUGGAGUGCGGAAGCGCAAGGCCUGCCGCAGCGGCUCGUUGAAAACUCUCUGGACGAACUCCUGCGCGACCCAUUCUUUACACGAAUGGAGGGCGAUGGAGGCUUGAAGCUGGUAGUCCAGGUAGUGAACAAGACUGCCUAUCAUAAGGUGGAGUUUGUGCGUGAGAGAGAUCUGGGCGCUAUCUGA
This is a messenger RNA of Monascus purpureus, 570 nucleotides long. NCBI's taxonomy places the organism in Eukaryota, Fungi, Ascomycota, Eurotiomycetes, Eurotiales, Aspergillaceae. The record is from the annotation of a GenBank genome assembly.